AUGUCGUCGACGCUGACCGGCGAUAGCGCCGGUGAUGGUGGUUGCGGCAACAUUUGCAGUCUCUUACGACGACGACGUACUGUGUACGACGGCCUUGUGCGAAGUACCGGCGACGGCGGCGGUGGUGGUGGUGGUGGCUGCGUCAUUUUAAUCAGUCGGACAGAGCAGGGUUUUAUUUCAAUCGGUUCUGUCUCCUCGACCGAGCUCUGUCCCGAGGAGAGCGGUCUCCUGAGGCCGCGAUAUCGAGGCUGCCAAGGAGAAUCGUCGUCCAACGACGACGACGACUACGACGAUAACGACGGUGAUAUAACUUUGUCGGACGCUUCAGGAAUAUGGAGGAGUCCUUCAUCGUUGCUCGAUUCCUCUUCAGUACGUAUGACUAUGACUGUAGUCCACAGUGGCGGCGGCGGUAUGUCUUGGGUUGUCGCACCCUCGGAGCGGGACCUGGUUUCCGAAGCCUGGUCCGGUAAAUUAGUGUUAAAAGUGUUAAAAUCAUCAAUCGGUUUUGAUGAAUCUAUCUCUACGGAUGAGAUAGUAUGGGUAACGGCACAAGAAGGAGAUUGUCUUCCCGAAGAUGUUAAAGUGAAUAGUACUCGUGUAACUAAGUCAGGACUUAGAAUUGCCUGGAUCAAAUGUCCAAUAGAAUCAGCGGUUAAGAUCUCAAAGAAAGGCAAAAUUAAGGUAGGACAUCAGGCCAAGACCUGCGGAAACAAACCGUGUUGCAUAAUAUGUGCCGAGCUGAAAAUGGACAGUAAUCACAGAAUAGGCUCAUCCAUGUGUAAAGGUGUUACUGUUCGUAAAUCAGUUACUAAUACUAAUAUCAAGGAGACAACGAACAAUACAAAUUUAAAUCACUGCAGAGGUGCACAUGAUCUGCACAAUAUAAAGAGUCUAAAAAUAGGUAUAAGUAUUAUUGCGGAACCAUACCUAAUUCCUGAUGACUAUACAUGGGCCAGCAGCAUAGAUGGAAAGGCUGCAAUCCAUUGGAGUAGGGAACACCUACACAAUGCGGGCAUCAUAAAAAGAUCUGGUAGACACUCUGUAACUGUGCAAUGGCCAUCUUUUUGUGUAACGGCAUGUUAUAUCUCGCCUAAUUGCACUAAUGAGGACUAUGAUGAGCUGAUUGAUGAGCUUGGUGAGGUAACAAACGAUGACAACGUAAACCACAUUAUAGGUAGAGAUUUCAAUAGUAAAGCAUACCUGUGGGGCAGUAAUAGCACCGAUCAUAGAGGUGAAUUAUUAAUCAGAUGGGCAGCGAGUAAAGGCGUAAAUCUACUCAAUAAAAGGAAAGAAUCCACUUGCAUUCGACCUCAAGUCUCAUCAGUAGUGGACCUCACAUGGGUUAGUGACAGGCUACAUCCUAGAAUACAAAAUUGGCAUAUAAUGGACGAAUGUACGUUAUCAGAUCAUGUGUAUAUCAGCUUUAAUCUGAAUAAAUCUACUAGUACUAAUAAUAUCGUGAAGAAAAAGUACAUAAAGUGGGCAGUUAAAAAGCUAGUUGAAGAUAUGUACAAUGAGGUGAUGGAAUGGCUAUGUACAGGUGAGAUAAACCUAAACGCAGACAAUGCAGCAAAUUGGUUAAAUGACACUAUAACAGAUGCAUGCGAAGCUGCUAUGCCACACAUUAAACCCCAUCAUAAAAGUAGUAUGUAUUGGUGGAGUGAUGAUAUAGCGCUGGCAUGUCAUACCUGCAACAGAGAGCGUAGAAAAUGGCAGAAAGGAAAAAGAAAGAAAUCGAUAGAAGAGUUAAUAAUACUAGAGGACAGGUACAGAGAAGCAAAAAAAAAAGUUAACUUUGAUGAUAAAAAAAGCAAAGACAAAGGCAUGGGAGGACCUCAUCCGGGAUUUAAAUCGGGACCCUUGGGGCCUCCCAUACCGUCUAAUUGGAAGGAAGGAUCAGAAGAAACACAUGGUGUCUGGAGCGGAAAUGACUCUAUAAAUGAGAGCGAAAUCUUAGGCAUACUGAGAAAAGCCAAGACAAAUAAGGCACCAGGCAUAGACGGAAUCAAAGCGAUACUGCUAAGAAAGAUCCCCAAGAUAAUGCUCAAAAAGAUGACAGAAGUUUUCAACAUCUGUCUGGAAGCUGGAGUGUUUCCUGAUAUCAGGAAAAAGGCGUUAUUAGUCCUGAUCCCGAAAGGCACAUUGGAUAUGCGAGCUCCUAAAGUCCGCCCCAUCUGUCUUUUGAGCGAGUUAGGGAAGGUCUUUGAAAAAGUGAUAGUGGGACGAUUGAAUGCUUGGAUGGACUCACACCCUGAAUCGCAAUUGUCAUCUAGACAAUAUGGCUUUCGGAAACAGACAUCGACAUGUGAUGCACUCUCACAAGUACAACAUUUUAUUACAGAAGCCCUUAACAGCAGGGAAGUUGCAGUUGGCAUUAGCCUGGACAUACAUAAUGCCUUUAAUUCCAUACGUUGGAAAGAAAUUAGAAAGGCUAUAAUAGAAAAAGGAUUCCCACAUUAUAUUUGUAAAAUAAUUAAUAGCUAG
This is a messenger RNA of Camponotus floridanus (Florida carpenter ant), 2484 nucleotides long. RefSeq lists its product as uncharacterized. The transcript has 4 exons. Lineage: Eukaryota; Metazoa; Arthropoda; Insecta; Hymenoptera; Formicidae. The coding region runs from base 1 to 2484 and encodes 827 amino acids. The record is from RefSeq and is a predicted model, not a curated record. Gene Ontology annotation, molecular function: catalytic activity.